Prunus armeniaca (apricot) is the source of this 684-nucleotide messenger RNA. The record is from the annotation of a GenBank genome assembly. NCBI's taxonomy places the organism in Eukaryota, Viridiplantae, Streptophyta, Magnoliopsida, Rosales, Rosaceae.
AUGACACCAAUCAGAGACGGAGGGUUUUGGGAAGAGGCUGAGAGGGAUGCUGCACAUAGUAUAACUGGGAUUUGGGGGGGGAAAAAGCAUUACCUUGAGGGGCUUAGAAGCAGUGAAGCAAUUCUCUCUUCCAACUGCCUUUCCACAUUGGAAAAAUUGUAUGGAAAACCAGUCACACUUGCAGAUAGAGAAACGGUGGAGGAGAAGGCCGACCAAAUUCUAAGUGCAGCUGCUGCUUCUAACGUGGCUUUCCUUGUAGCUGGAGAUCCUUUUGGAGCUACAACUCACUCUGAUCUUGUUGUUCGAGCCAAUAAGUUGGGGAUAUAUGUCAAUGUGGUGCAUAAUGCAUCGGUGAUGAAUGCAGUUGGAAUCUGUGGCUUACAACUCUACCACUAUGGAGAGACAGUUUCAAUUCCAUUCUUCACUGAAACUUGGAGGCCUGAUAGCUUUUACGACAAGAUUCGAAACAAUCGUGGGCUUGGACUGCAUACUCUCUGCUUGUUAGAUAUACGCGUGAAGGAACCGACUCUGGAAUCUUUGUGCAGUGGAAGGAAGCAGUAUGAACAACCUAGACAUAUGUCAAUAAACACUGCAAUUGAGCAGCUUUUGGAGGUUGAGGACAAUCGAGGAGAAUCUGCAUAUGAUGAGGACACUGUGUAUUGGGUUUGCUCGGCUGGGAAGUAA